Messenger RNA from Tigriopus californicus, 1633 nucleotides. RefSeq names its product actin, clone 403. The coding region runs from base 197 to 1327 and encodes 376 amino acids. Lineage: Eukaryota; Metazoa; Arthropoda; Copepoda; Harpacticoida; Harpacticidae. The record is from RefSeq and is a predicted model, not a curated record. The transcript has 3 exons. Gene Ontology annotation, biological process: mitotic cytokinesis.
AUAGCCCAGCUCAAGCAUCUGCUGCUGGGAGCUGAGGCCAGCGCCGGCCCGACGAGCGCGCUGAGGCAUGAGCCUGAUUUUAGAAGACGAACUCCGUGUCUAAGUGAGGAUUCAUCUGGUUGCAUUGCUCUGGAGAACACAGACCGUUCAAUUGUUGCUUGUUUGUGCCGCCCACUGAAUUACCUUCACCCUCAAGAUGUGUGACGAUGAUGUUGCCGCUCUGGUCGUGGACAACGGGUCCGGUAUGUGCAAAGCCGGGUUCGCGGGUGACGAUGCGCCUCGUGCCGUGUUCCCCUCGAUCGUGGGCCGACCCCGUCAUCAAGGUGUGAUGGUGGGCAUGGGCCAGAAGGACUCUUAUGUAGGCGACGAGGCCCAAUCCAAGCGAGGCAUCUUGACCCUGAAGUACCCCAUCGAGCACGGCAUCGUGACCAACUGGGAUGACAUGGAAAAGAUCUGGCAUCACACCUUCUACAAUGAGUUGCGUGUGGCCCCCGAAGAGCAUCCCGUGCUCCUGACCGAGGCCCCUCUUAACCCCAAGGCCAAUCGUGAGAAGAUGACUCAAAUCAUGUUCGAAACCUUCAAUACGCCCGCCAUGUACGUGGCCAUCCAAGCCGUGUUGUCCCUGUACGCUUCCGGUCGUACCACUGGUAUUGUCUUAGAUUCCGGCGAUGGUGUGUCUCACACCGUGCCCAUUUAUGAAGGUUACGCCUUGCCCCAUGCCAUUCUGCGUCUGGAUUUAGCCGGUCGUGACUUGACCGACUACCUGAUGAAGAUCUUGACUGAGCGUGGUUAUUCGUUCACCACCACUGCCGAGCGAGAAAUCGUGCGCGACAUCAAGGAGAAGCUGUGCUAUGUCGCCCUCGACUUUGAGCAAGAAAUGGCCACCGCCGCCUCUUCCUCGUCGCUGGAGAAGUCCUACGAAUUACCCGACGGACAGGUUAUUACCAUCGGUAAUGAGCGAUUCCGUUGCCCCGAGGCCCUCUUCCAACCCUCUUUCUUGGGUAUGGAAUCUUGCGGUAUUCACGAGACCACCUACAACUCGAUCAUGAAGUGCGACGUGGACAUCCGUAAGGACUUGUACGCCAACACUGUCUUGUCCGGCGGCACCACCAUGUACCCCGGCAUCGCUGAUCGCAUGCAAAAGGAGAUCACUUCCUUGGCCCCUACCACCAUGAAGAUCAAGAUCAUCGCUCCUCCCGAGCGCAAGUACUCGGUCUGGAUCGGUGGCUCCAUUUUGGCUUCCCUCUCCACCUUCCAACAGAUGUGGAUCUCCAAGCAAGAGUACGACGAAUCCGGCCCCUCCAUCGUUCAUCGCAAGUGUUUCUAAGCCGGGGCGAUGAAAUGCAUCCCAACCGCUCGCUUACACUCCCAAAACUCUUAUUACUACUUCUUCUGUCUCCUAUACGGCUCAUCAGCGAUACUAUUGACAUUCCCCGAAAAAGACCCGCUCAUGGCCAUCUUAUUGCAGACAAAAUCUUAUGUAUUUUAUUUGACUCUGUGAUCUAAAUAUCCCUUGUAGAGCUCUCGCCAUCUCGCUCACAAUAGCAAAAAAGCAGCAGCUUUGACAUGUGACUAUGUAAAAUUAAUAAUUAUUAAUGAUGUAACAUGAUCAAUAAAAAUGGACAAAUGAUUA